ACCUUCCGUGAAUCAAUCAAACACAUCAUUUGUCAUCAUUGUUUUUUUAUGUUCAAAAAAAUUAGCACUUUAUAUCUUACAAAAUGAAUUAUUUUGGUAAAAUAUUUUCGAAUAUUAGCCAAGCAUAUAGUGAACUAAAUCCGGCUACUUUAACCGGUGCUAUCGAUGUGAUUGUCGUUGAACAAGAAGAUGGCACCUAUUUAACCUCUCCAUUUCAUGUUCGUUUUGGUAAAAUGGGUGUAUUACGAAGUCGAGAAAAAAUUGUGGAUAUUGAAAUCAAUGAUGAACCAGUUGAAAUUCAUAUGAAAUUAGGUGAUAGUGGUGAAGCAUAUUUCCUUGAAGAAUGUGAUGAUGAAGAUGAGAAUGAAGUUUUAGCCGUUGAUGAUACUGCUGCAACAACGCCAGAUGGCCAAACAAAUGAUUUGCUCAACGAUAAUGAUAAUGAACCAAAAUGUGAACAACCAGGACAUGACAGCAGUCUUGAAACAUCUGCGCGAAAUGAUUUACCCGAUUCAAUCAUAAUUGAUAAUAAUAAUGAAUCGACAUACAUUGAACCAAUACAUUCCUCCACUACAAAUAUCGUUCAGGUCACGAAUAAAAGCAUAAUUGCAAUCGAUCAAUCAUCGACCGAUUCAUCGACAUCUACACCAUGUUCAUCUUCAUCAUCUAAUCAGAAACGUACUCGACGGAAAAAGAAAACCAAACACGGACAAAAGCCAUCAUUAUCACAGAAUUUUCCCGAAUUACCUGAUUCCAUACAGCCAAAUAAAGAACCAUCGAUUGAACUGCAAUUAAAAAAUACUUAUCAUCAUAAUACGGAAAACGAUUUGCAUCCAUUUUCAGAUGGUGAAUAUGAUACGAAAAAACAACGCGAAUCAAUCUCAUCCGAAUGUUAUAAAUCGGAUUCCGAAAUUGAAACGGCUCGUAAUGAAAAAUUACCGAAUCAAGACUACAUUUCUUGGGAUUGGGGUGAAUUACCACAUGUGAAAAAUGAUUCGACUCCGAUCUUAGAUCAUUCGAAAUCUUCUAUGCCAAUGCCCGUGCCUGAAGCUUUAUCUGAUCAAUCUAAAUCGGUGCUUGGUGGUGUUUUGAAUUUUAUGAUUAAAGAACAAGAUGGUCCAAUUAGCAUCGAUCUUAACGCCACUAAAGAUGAUGAUAAAGGCAUCUAUCUGGAUGAAUUAGAUCCCAAUGAUAUGAAUCCUGAAGUAGCAGCCAAAUAUUUUCCAAAAUUUCGUUCAAGUUUAACAUCGAAACCUUCAAAUCUUUCAACAAAAAUACCGGCUACUAGCAGCGAUGAUGAAAUCGAAUCCGGUAAAGGUCAAUCGUUAUCAAAUUCUCCACGUAGUAUCGAUUUUAAUUAUCAACAAUCUGAUACAAUUCAUUCAGAUUUUGUUGACCGUGUUAAAGAACAACUAAUGAUUCCAGGUGAUCUGUAUAGUUUAAGUCGAAUCUAUCACGAUAUGUCAAUGUCUCUUUGUGGACGUGUUGAAGAUUUGAUUGAAAAUCCUGAUAAUACAGAACGAUUUCUUCAAUCAAUUAUAUCAUUCGAUGAUUUCAAUGAAAACCCUUUACAAAUUCUUGAUAAUCCAAAUUUAGUAAUACGUAUGGGUUCUGAAUAUUAUACAUGGAAAAUGGCAUCAUCAAUGAUUCUUUCAUUGCUUUUAUUUCAACGUCCAUUAUCGGACCAGACGAUGCAACUUUUAAAAGAAAAAUGUAUCCCAAAAAAAGCUAAUCCACAAAAUGCUCGAUCAUGGCGUUCAUGGUUUCGUUCGCCAACACAAAGUGAAUCUAAUCAUCAACAAUCUACGGAACAAGCAAUAACUAACAACGUUAAUAUCAGCAAUAAUAAUCUUACAUCCAGUGUUAAUAUGACUCCAACGAAAAGCUCAAACAAUUAUUCAUCGAAUAGCAUCGAAUAUGUAUCUGAUGAUGAAACCUAUAAUUCAGUCAUCAUCUCGAAUAGUGCAAAAAAUUCAACAACAAACAAACAAGAUUCAAACACUGGUGCGAAGAAAAAGUAUCGAAAAGUACUACGAUUAAGUUCAGAUGUUCUAAAGAAAUUGAAUCUACGCCAUGGAUGUAAUAAGAUAAUGUUCAGUGUUACGACGGCUUAUCAGGGUACAACAGCUUGUGAAAGUAAAAUUUUUCUUUGGCGUCACGAUGACAAAAUAAUCAUAUCAGAUAUUGAUGGCACAAUCACAAAAUCCGAUGUACUUGGACAUAUACUUCCAUACAUCGGUAAAGAUUGGGCUCAAAUAGGCGUGACAAAACUAUAUGCAAACAUCGAACAAAACGGGUAUAAAUUCUUGUAUUUAUCUGCUCGUGCUAUCGGUCAGGCUAAAGGUACAAGAGAUUAUUUGACAAGCGUUUGUCAAGAUGGUCAAUGUCUACCCGAUGGACCUGUUCUGUUAUCACCGACAUCAUUGUUUUCUGCUCUUCAUCGUGAAGUGAUUGAAAAGAAACCCGAAGAGUUCAAGAUAAGUUGUUUGAAAGAUAUACAAUCAUUGUUUCCAAUGAAUCCAUUUUUCGCUGGCUUUGGCAACAAAAUCAAUGACACUUGGGCUUACAAAGCAGUAGGCAUUGAUAUUAGCCGUAUAUUCACUAUAAAUCAUCGUGGUGAACUUAAAUUGGAAAAAAUUAUGUCAUUUAAAUCAUCAUAUGGUGAAUUGAGCCAAUUUGUUGAUCAAAUGUUUCCACCUUUAGACAAAGAUAGAUUGGUCGAUCAAAAUACCUAUGAUUAUAAUUCAUUCUUAUACUGGCGUACCGAUAUACCAAUAAUCGAUGAAAAAGAAUUGAUUGGAUCAACAAAUGGAUUAUCAUCAGUAUCGGCCAAAUGAUUAUCAGUUAUUUUAGCUAUAAUUUGUUGAUUUUUAUUUUUAAUUCAAUGUCAAUACAAAUAUAUGAAAGCUUGCAAACACCAAGUCAUCAUGGUCUUUCACCUUUUAAUCCACUUUCUUGUUUUUUUAAAUAUUACUGCGAUUUUCUUUAUGAAAUAAAAAUCAUUUUAUUUGUUUGUUUAUUCUUCA
Molecule: messenger RNA, 3026 nt
Organism: Dermatophagoides pteronyssinus (European house dust mite)
Lineage: Eukaryota; Metazoa; Arthropoda; Arachnida; Sarcoptiformes; Pyroglyphidae
Gene: Lpin
Product: phosphatidate phosphatase LPIN
Biological process (GO): fatty acid catabolic process; cellular response to insulin stimulus; triglyceride biosynthetic process
Cellular component (GO): nucleus
Molecular function (GO): phosphatidate phosphatase activity; transcription coactivator activity
Source: RefSeq, a predicted model, not a curated record